Molecule: messenger RNA, 4267 nt
Organism: Contarinia nasturtii (swede midge)
Lineage: Eukaryota; Metazoa; Arthropoda; Insecta; Diptera; Cecidomyiidae
Gene: dsd
Product: attractin
Exons: 12
Coding region: 152-3973 (1273 amino acids)
Cellular component (GO): Golgi apparatus
Molecular function (GO): protein binding
Source: RefSeq, a predicted model, not a curated record
UAAUAAAGAAAGUUUGGGAGAGGAAAAUUGAACCAACUUGUGCUCAACACCAAACACAAAAAGGCAACCACACACGAAAGACGAAGCGAAAAAAAGAACUCGAAAACAACAAAAAAAACGAUUCGCAAAUGAAAAUGUUGCAAGGUCGAAGAUGCUAAACACCUUAGCUCAAAUGUUUAGGAUAUUGCAUUCGAUACAUAGUCAACGAAAAUGUUUGUUUGUUUUAUUCGUCGUGCUUCUAAUAUUAGUAUUUUGUUGCAAUAAUGUAGUCAUAGGAAAGUGCAUUAGUGAUAGUUCUUGUAUGAACGGCGGCGUGUGCAUUAAUGGAACUUGUGUUUGUCCCGAUGGUUGGCAGGGCGAUGAUUGUCAAUUUUGUGGCGGUAAAGUACGUUUGACCGAUUUCUUCGGUUACAUCCAUGAUGGUGCUGGAAAUUACUCAGUUGGAGUGAAAUGCAGUUGGUUAAUCGAUGCCAGAGAUAGUAUAUAUAGAAAUUCACUGCAUGGCAAUGACAAAACUCCGACGAUACGUUUGCACCUCGAAGAAUUUGCCACCGAAUGUGGCUGGGAUCAUUUGUAUGUGUUCGAUGGUGAUAGCGUUGAAUCUCCCUUACUUGCCGUUUACAGCGGUUUGAUGUAUAGCCAAAAUAUUUCCGUUCGACGAGUGCCUGAAGUAGUGGCACGUUCCGGAUCAGUACUUCUUCAUUUUUUUAGCGAUGAUGCGUAUAACAUGUCUGGUUUUAAUAUUUCAUAUAAAAUAAACGGUUGUCCAACGGAUGAUUCGAGCGUCAAUUGCUCUGGCCAUGGAGUGUGCAAUGAAUUGGAUGGAACGUGCGAUUGCGAUAAUGAACACUAUGGCUUUGCAUGUCAAACGCCCAAGUGCCCGAAUGAUUGUGCAAAAGAUUUGAGACGCGGACAUUGCGACGGUAAUAGAUGCGUUUGUGAAUUGGGUUUUGCGGGCGUUGAUUGUAAUCAAGAUGUAUCGCUCGGCCAUUGGACGACCAUAACACCUGACAGUUUUACUCCAUUGGGUAGUGCAUCGCAUAGUGCGGCUGUAUGGGGCGAUGCAUUGCAUAUUAUUGCUGGUGAAUCAUACGGACGUGGUCAAUUGCUUUACACAUAUGAUUUUAAUGGAAAAGUAUGGGAGACGGUGCAUUCGUCUGGUUCGGCCACUCCAGAAAUGCGCUAUGAUGCAUCUACUGUAAUUUAUGGUGAUAAAAUUUACAUGUAUGGUGGCGUUGUUGGUCAUAAAGGUGUCUCGAAUGAAUUAUGGGCGUUCGAUGUGAGCGCUCGCAGUUGGGAAAAUAUUACGGUUAAAUUUGAACCGUGCACAUCAUCGAAUUCGAUGUGCGGCCCGUUAAAAACGUCUGGCCAUACAGCAACAUUGGUGCCUGCUCAUGAUUCGGCAACAAAUACAGAUUAUAAAUGUAUGAUUGUUAUAUUUGGACAUUCCCCUCAAUACGGUUAUCUCAAUACGGUGCAAGAGUACACAUUUAGCACGCGAACGUGGAAAAUUGUUACAACAUAUGGUUAUCCGGUUAAAGGUGGUUACGGUCAUAGCGCUGAUUAUGAUCCAUUAACAAAUAAAGUAUACAUUUAUGGUGGCAUUGUGUCGGAGAAUGAAAACAAUCAAAUUAUUAGCAAUAAUUUAUAUAGCUAUGAUCCGCAAGCAAGAGAAUGGAAACUAUUGAUGGCAGCGGCGUCUGGUCGAUUUUUGCAUAGCGCCAAUUUCAUUUCGCCCGGUUUGAUGAUGGUGUUUGGCGGUAAUACUCAUAACGAUACGUCACAUAGUUUUGGUGCCAAGUGUUACAGCAACGAAUUAAUGGUGUAUGAUGUAAUAUGCGAUACAUGGCACUUUCAAAAUAUGCCCAACGAUUUUCGAACGGAUGUCGCACGAUUCGGUCACAGUGCAGUUAAAUUUGACGAUUCACUUUAUAUUUAUGGUGGAUUUGAUGGUCAAAUGCUAUCCGAUUUACUGAAAUAUACUCCAGGCAAUUGUCAUGCAUUCCAAAAAGCUGAACAAUGCCUAAACGCAAGACCAGGUCACAAAUGUGUCUGGGAUAUACAGAAAUUUAAAUGCAUUCCAAUCACUCAUGUUCAAAAGGAUAUUAUUCGAGUUCGAGAUCCGGAUGUCUAUUGGUUUUGUCCGAAAGAAAGUCGAAUCGUACUUACGCAACAACUAUUGAUGGACGGCACACGAUGCAGCGAAUUGCUCGAUUGUCACAGUUGCGUAUCCACAUCAUUCGGUUGCACAUUUUGUGGUACCGGCACAUGCUCAAAAGAUAAAUGUCGUGACUUCCAUUCGGAUGGCAUACCAAUUCCAAAUGUUUCAAUUUCAUCACUUGACAAAUGUCCAGAAGAUAUUGUUGGAUUACAAUGCGCUCAAUUACAUGAUUGCAAUGCAUGCCAAUCAUCAUCGAAAUGUCAUUGGGAUGGUCAAUUGGGUAAAUGUCGGAUGGCUGGCAAUCGAAGUAUUGACGAUGUUGCCGUGUGUGGAACACCGUGCUCUGAAAUAACCAGUUGCAGUAAUUGUACGAGUGAAGAGUGCAUUUGGUGUCAGAAUGAAGAGCGAUGUGUAGAUAAAAAUGCGUAUACAGUGAGUUUUCCAUAUGGUCAGUGCCGUGAAUGGACGACACAAAUCAAUAAAUGUCGUGCACCAAGUUCGGGCGGGAAGUCACAAUGCGAAUUCUAUAAAUCGUGUUCGCAGUGUCGAGACGAUCCAGCUUGUGGGUGGUGUGAUGAUGGCUCGAACAGAGGACUUGGAAAAUGUUUACCAGGCGGUGAUAGUGGUUCGCAAGACCCAACUGAGUGUCCCAAUCAAGAGCAAUGGUAUUUCACGAAAUGUCCAAGUUGCCAGUGUAAUGGCCACAGUACAUGCAAUGAUGGUAAAACAUGUAUAACACCAUGUGACGAUUUAACAACUGGACAGAAUUGUGAAGUGUGCCAGCCCGGAUAUUGGGGAAAUCCAAUAAAUGGCGGCAGCUGUCAAAAGUGUGAAUGCAACGGUCAAGCCACACAUUGUCAUUCAGAAACCGCAAAGUGUUAUUGCAGUACCAAAGGCUUAACCGGUGAUCAUUGUGAAAAGUGUGACGGAACCAAUCACUAUCACGGCGAUCCGAGCAAGGGUUCGUGCUAUUACGAUCUCACAAUUGACUACCAAUUCACAUUUAACUUGUCGAAAAAAGAGGAUAAAUACUUUACCCAAAUCAAUUUCCGUAAUUCACCAAUUAAGUCGGAUAUUGAUGCCGAUUUCAGUAUUUUAUGUAGUGUUGCAGCUAAAAUGAAUAUCACCAUUCGAUCAGCGGGUGGACCGGAGAAGGUCAUUUUCAGCAAUUUGAAUUGUUCACAAUUUCGCUAUCGUUUCUCAAAAACCGAACAUCAUUUUGGUAUUGAGGACAAUGUAACGCUGACUACAUUCUACGUGUAUGUUUAUGAUUUCCAGCCACCCGUAUGGAUUCAAAUUGCAUUUUCACAGUAUCCAAAAUUAAAUUUACAACAAUUUUUCAUCACUUUUUCCACAUGCUUUUUGCUGUUGCUUUUGCUAGCCGCCGUUUUAUGGAAAAUCAAACAAAAAUAUGAUAUGUAUAGACGUAGACAACGACUUUUUGUUGAAAUGGAACAAAUGGCUUCACGACCAUUCUCUGAAGUUUUGGUUGAAAUUGAAAAUCGACGACCCGACGCUGAAUCACCAACGCCGGUGAUAGAAAACAUUUCGAAAGCGCAGCGAAAGAGAAAAAAGGAUGCUCCAAGUCCAAUAGCAUUAGAGCCUUGUAGUGGCAAUAGAGCAGCUGUAUUAUCACUUCUAGUCCGGCUUCCAACAGGAGGCUUAAACUAUUCAUCUUGUGGUCAAUCGACUGGAUUGGCGAUUGCCAGUGCACUAGUUACACUCGGAAAUCCAAGGAAGCUAUCGAUGGAACAUCCGAAAGAAACCAAAAACAAACGAAAACAAAGCCAACAUCCAGAUAAUUGCAUAUAAUUUUACUGAAUUCGAUAGCAUUUAGCUAUAUUUGAUUACAUUAAUACUAUUUUAUUAGUAUUUAAAUUCGUGAGCGAUAUACUGAAGAGAGAAUGAAGAGCUGGAGAUUAGAAGAAAACAAACAAAAUAUUAUUAUUACCUCUGUAUUAUAAUGAUAGGCAAAAGAUGAGCAAGAACAAAAAUAAAAGUAAUUGGAAUUUGUUUCGCAAAAAUAUGUAAAAAAAAAAAAACAAAAUAAAACAAAAAAUAACACAGAAAAAACUUAAGGCAGUAGAAGUGAACGGAAAUCACAGA